GUCCCACCUGGGACCUACCUGGUGGGUGGAUUGGGGGCCUCACUCAUGGGAGUAUGGAUUACCUUAGGUAGCAGGAAUGGGUUUGUUUGGGCCUUGAAAACGUGUAGGAGUUUGACAAAGCGAAGAAGACAGGUGUGCAAGGCUGAGAGGCCUGGAAGAGCAUGCAGUGCUGUGCGAACAGCACAGAACUUAAGUGCAGGAGCAAGAUGGGGCUGAAGAGGCAGCUCCUUCCUGCCUUCCUGGAUCGCUGGGGGGCUGAGUGCUGCGCAAAAGUCUCGCCAUUCCCUGUGGGACGGGGGCGUUAGUGGGCUUAUCAGCAGGGACAGGACAGGCUCAGAGUCACUUUAGGAAGAGAAUCAGCGGCCCGGGAUAGGAAGUGACUGUUGGGGUUCUCCUGCUGGCUGGUGAUGAGCUAGUGAGUAGUAGUAGUUCUGGGGAAAAUCACCAGCGCCGGGAUGUGGGGAGGGAGGCAACAAGACUGAAUUGGUUGACCAGGAAGGCCAACCCAUCUCCUUAAAGUGCCCUUCGCUGGUGCAUGAGUGAAUGCAGUCCCCGACCUCCUUGACCUCGAGGAACACAGGACGCAGCCGGUAGUACGGCCAGCUCAGCUCGCUGCUCCUCUAGCCCUGUAGGAGGUGCUGUGGGGACAGCCUGGCGACCGCGCAUGCGCAAAACGCCGUCAGGCAGAGGCGCCAGGGACUGGGGGUGGGCUCCCGAACCCGGAAGCGAGGGAACCCACGUGGGAGCUUGGGAGGGAACGGUCGUAGCUCUCUAGUCCAGUUGUGGGGAAUGCGGCCUGUUUCUUCCUGUCCGAGAGAGCUCGGCGGAGGCAGUUGUCGAGUACCCUUCACCCCUGUGUUGGGAGCCUGGGAGCGAACUGCGGCGUGGGUUACCGUUCCCGGGGACGCAGCAGGGGGCAUCGAGUCCCUGGCGGGAGCUGCGCCAUGGCACUGCUCUCGACCAUCCGGGGCGCGACCUGGGGUCGCCUCGUCACCCGUCAUUUCUCCCAUGCAGCGCGGCGUGGGGAGCGGCCUGGUGGGGAGGAGCUAAGCCGCUUGCUGCUGGAUGACCUGGUGCCGACCUCGCGGCUGGAGCUUCUGUUUGGCCUGUCCCCGUGUCUCCUGGCUCUGCGGGCCGCCCGCCGCUCCGUGGCCCGGCUCCUGCUCCAGGCGGGUAAAGCUGGGCUGCAGGGGGAGCGGGCCGAGCUGCUCCGGAUGGCCGAGGCGCGGGACAUUCCAGUUCUACGGCCCAGACGGCAGAAACUGGACACAAUGUGCCGCUACCAGGUCCACCAGGGUGUCUGCAUGGAGGUGAGCCCGCUGCGGCCCCAGCCUUGGAGUGAGGCCGGGGAGGCGAGCCCAGGCGACGACCCCCAGCAGUUGUGGCUCGUCCUCGAAGGGAUCCAGGAUCCCCGGAAUUUUGGGGCUGUGCUGCGUUCCGCACACUUCCUCGGAGUGGAUAAGGUCAUCACCAGCCGGAGAAACAGCUGCCCGCUCACUCCAGUAGUCAGCAAGGCCAGCGCGGGGGCUAUGGAGGUGAUGGACGUGUUCUCCACCGAUGACCUCACUGGAUUUUUACAGACCAAAGCCCAGCAGGGCUGGCUCGUGGCCGGCACAGUGGGCUGCCCAAGGGCAAAGGAUCCCCAGUCCUCCGAGAUCCCCAUCACGAGUUGCUUGGAGUUCCCCUGGGAUCGGCCUACUCUCCUUGUGCUGGGGAAUGAGGGGUCAGGUCUGUCCCAAGAGGUGCAGGCCUCCUGUCAGCUUCUCCUCACCAUCCUGCCCCGACGCCAGCUGCCUCCUGGACUUGAGUCCUUGAACGUCUCUGUGGCUGCAGGAAUUCUUCUUCACUCCAUUUGCAGCCAGUGGAAGGGUUUCCCCACAGAAGGGGAGAGAAGGCAACUUCUCCAAGACCCGCAAGAACCCUCAGCCAGGUCUGAAGGACUCAGCGUGGCUCAGCACCCAGGGCUGUCUUCAGGAUCAGAGAAAGAGAGGCAAAAUGAGAGCUGACGUGGACUGUCCACAGUGUUCACAUGCUGGAGUCAGGGACGGCCGCACCUGCCUCCGCCUGCUCCAGUGUGCAGGAGCCUCUGCCUGAGUGUGCACCAGGCCCAUGUUUAUUGACCACGGUCUCGUGGGGAAGGGGACUGCGGUGGAGACCAGAGGAAGCUGUUUCUUGUUGUGAUGUUGGACCUGUAGUAGGACAUGGUAGUUUGUUAAUUUCCAUGGGAAGCCAUGAUGGCCUAGCAUGGAGGGACUCUCCUCCCAGGCCCUGUCUGGAAGUUGAGGGGAAGUCUAGACAUCUGCAGGGAGGCAGGCAGCCCAGCCCAGGGGACCCGUUCCUCUUGAACCAGUCAUUGCCUGUGGCAAAUGUGUGUGUGAGAAUGUGGGGUGUGGAGGGCAGGGCCCUGAUGUGGGGUAGACAGUGCACACGUCAGGCCUACACACGGCCCCACCCUGGGGCCUUGAGCACAGGUCUCAUCUUUCUGUGCCUCUGGACUGUGCACCUACCUCACGGGGUUGUUGUGAGGCUCGAAUAAAACAUCACUUAGCACCUGGGA
Cercocebus atys (sooty mangabey) is the source of this 2557-nucleotide messenger RNA. RefSeq names its product mitochondrial rRNA methyltransferase 1 homolog (S. cerevisiae) (gene MRM1). The record is from RefSeq and is a predicted model, not a curated record. Gene Ontology annotation, biological process: rRNA methylation. Gene Ontology annotation, cellular component: mitochondrion. Bases 945 to 2006 code for a protein of 353 amino acids. Gene Ontology annotation, molecular function: RNA methyltransferase activity; RNA binding. The transcript is spliced from 5 exons. Lineage: Eukaryota; Metazoa; Chordata; Mammalia; Primates; Cercopithecidae.